This is a messenger RNA of Bombyx mori (domestic silkworm), 1329 nucleotides long. It is a transcript of the gene dmrt11E, whose product is annotated as doublesex- and mab-3-related transcription factor 2. NCBI's taxonomy places the organism in Eukaryota, Metazoa, Arthropoda, Insecta, Lepidoptera, Bombycidae. Gene Ontology annotation, biological process: sex differentiation; regulation of transcription by RNA polymerase II. Bases 596 to 1177 code for a protein of 193 amino acids. The record is from RefSeq and is a predicted model, not a curated record. Gene Ontology annotation, molecular function: DNA-binding transcription factor activity, RNA polymerase II-specific; RNA polymerase II cis-regulatory region sequence-specific DNA binding. The transcript is spliced from 4 exons. Gene Ontology annotation, cellular component: nucleus.
CGAAGAGGAACUUAGAAAUAGACACGACGAUAAUCCUAUCUUGAGCUGGUACUGAUGUUAAUGCUUUGACGUUUUGGGAGAGCUGAGUUAUUAUCUACACUGGUAUUACUACAGAUAAGUAUAAACAAUGGGUGAUUAAGUUUUAUAAUAUUAUUAAGAACUACCCUUUAUUUAAGAGUAGUAGAUAUCUAGUAGUACCUACCUAGUAGCUCGUGGUGGCAUGACUAAAUCAUUAAUAGUUUAAUAUUUGGAAAGUUUAGAUUAAUUUCUUAGGUAUAUUGUGGUGGACGAAAGAGCUAUCGUUAACCACAAUAUGAUAUGUUGGACAUUCUACGAGGAGGAUACUGCUUGCAAAAACUGUUAUACUCGUGAAGCCGCGGUUGCCGCCCGCCCACAUCAGUGUCCACCAAUGGACGCUCGGCUAGGGCGGAGCAUUCCAGGCGUGAAUUAAACUUUAAAACUUCUUGUUACACAUUUAUCCCAUCAAUCUCAGUAGGGAUUUCAACGGGGGAACAUGAGUGGAGCUGUCACGCUUGUAGUCCCCAAUCAUUGUGGCUGAUUUAUGUUUUGAAUAUCGAGAGACCUGACAAUAGCGAUGCAAAGUGAAAUAAGUGAAAAUAACAAUAGCACUCGGAAGGCGCUGAGGACACCGAAAUGCGCUCGUUGCCGGAAUCACGGAGUAAUCUCGUGUUUGAAAGGACACAAGCGGCUGUGUCGAUGGCGGGAUUGCCGUUGCCCUGGUUGUCUUCUGGUGCUAGAAAGACAGCGAGUCAUGGCUGCUCAGGUCGCGCUUAGGCGACAACAAGGGGCUGGUGGUCCAGAAUCGCGCAAUAGCGAGGCUGCGGCACUGGCAGCUCGCAAGCGUGCCUACCGUGCAAGGCUUCGUUGCAUGCAGAUGUCGAGGACAUAUACAGUACAACCCCCUAAUUUCGGAGGCAACGAGAUACUAUUCCCAAACGACCCUGCAUGGAAUGAGCGAGUACGCCGGCGCAAGGCUUUCGCAGACGCAGAACUGGAGCGCGGUGUCGGGGGUACGAACAUGGCGGCACCUCCCGCGGCGCUGCUCUGCAGGAACCUCCUAGCGGCUCUCCUCACGACCUAUCAACCGGCAGUACAGGUUCCGCCGCAACGACAGAAGCUAUCAUUCUCCAUAGAAUCCAUUAUUGGGGUACAAUAGACUAAUAAAUAUGUCUAAUGUUUAGAGAGAACAAUGUAACUUUUUGAUUGUAUCAUUGUGACUAGAUAUAUUCGCAUUCAAAACUAUCCAUUCUAUUUUGAAUAGUAAUAAUCAAUAUUUAAAAGGGUAAAUACACAACAGCUAUGUACCAA